CAUAGUGCCUAAUAAUAGAGCCUUGGGUCCUCUGUAAACAGGUUGCAGCCUGUAGCUGGGAGCCUGGUAACCUCUGAUUCUCUCAUGCCUCUGGAUCUCUGGCCUCAGUGCUCUCUGUGCUCUUAGAACUCUGGUUUUAGGCCUCAGUAGGAGUCAUAGGUGUAACUGCUUCUGCUGAGAAGUAGAUUGGGUCCAAGAAGCUAGAAGUGCAGAUUCUAGCUGGGGUCACUGUAGAUCUGUCUCUCUGACUCAGGGUCAGAUUGUGGGUUAGGACAGACUUAAAUCCUCUCCUGGGGGUUGGUUUACACAUAAACGACUUCAGUGCUGGGAAGCUCUGAAACAACACCAACAUGCUGUCCAGAGAAUUAUCCAUGAGAAUACCUUUCCAGAGGCACAUUCAGGAUUUUGAUCAACGUGUGUGGGUCCUUCAGGGCCAGACCCUCACAAUGGUCCCAAGGAAGGCAAAUGUGGUUCCAGUCACUGUUGAUUUAUAUCCAUGCAAACAUCUGGAGACUCUUGAGAAGGGCAGAGGGGAUCCCAUGUACCUGGGACUGAAGGAGCCACAAUUUAGCUUGUUCUGCACUAAGGCUGGGGAACAGACUGUGCUGCAGCUUAAUAAAAAGAAAAUAAAGGAUCUGUAUGAUGAACCCCAGCCUGAGAAACCCUUUCUCUUUUAUCACAAAGAAGUUGGCAGCACCUCAACCUUUGAGUCUGCAGCCUUCUCUGGCUGGUUCAUUGCCACUGGCUCCAACGGAGAAUGUCCAAUCUUUAUGACCCAAGAAGUGGGGAAAACUCAUGUCACUGAAUUUGUGUUGACUACAUUGAGCUAAGGUUUCUGAAUUUUCAGAUACAAUGCCCUGUGGUUAAAGCAAGACCUUUUGGAUCCUGACAAGAAGAACCAAAUAUAGAAGUCACAACAAAAAAGAGAAACCAAAAAGAAAGCUGAGCUCUUUCUUGGCUGUAUUUUCAUGGUGGUUUGGAUGCAGAACUGCUGAUGUUCAUGAUGUCUUCAUCCAGAGCACUACCACUGGGUUUUAGAAGGAGAUAACUUUAUGGAAUAAAUAUUUUUUUAUUUCAAUUUCCCUGUUAUGAACAGAAUGGCUUUAAUGGAAAGUCUUGAACUGAUGAAGAGCUUUAGAGUUUGUAAAGGAAGUUCACAUGACAUCUCUAAUCCUUAAGAGGAAUCCAUGUUUGUUUUUGUUUUUGUGGUACCGGGGAUCGAACUUGGGACCUUGUGCUUUAGAGGCAGAUGGCAGAACCACUGAACUAAAUCCUCAAAGUUGGAAUCCAUAAGUUUGUUGGGGACUGUGUAUCUUUUUAAACCAGGUUCUCCUAAGCCCAAAUACUGGCAUGGGUGGGACAAAAAGGGCUCUGUUUAUAGAAACUAUUCUCUAGAUUUCAUCGUACAAUGGAGAUGCAUGGCCAAUUGGAAACUCUCCUGCCCCACUCUAGAAAGUCUCCUGUGGAUUUUUCAUGUAAGUUCACAAAGCAAAAGCUGAUACUGAGGCAGGAGUUUAGGGCAUGGCAGGCUACCUGGAAAGCUGGAUACAACCUGAAAAUUACAAAGAACUGGAAGGGAGGCAAAACAGCAGCAUGUAACUUGUCAAUCAAGGAAAGCUGUCAAGACAUGUACAGACAGCUUCAGAUGGAUUGGAUCUGAACAGAUAUAAAAGACAGCAAUGACCGACUUCAGAAUUGCUGCUGUCUUCCUGUUUCUGCAGUGGCUUGAUUUGCAUGCAGAAU
Molecule: messenger RNA, 1743 nt
Organism: Heterocephalus glaber (naked mole-rat)
Lineage: Eukaryota; Metazoa; Chordata; Mammalia; Rodentia; Bathyergidae
Source: RefSeq, a predicted model, not a curated record